Molecule: messenger RNA, 792 nt
Organism: Hevea brasiliensis (rubber tree)
Lineage: Eukaryota; Viridiplantae; Streptophyta; Magnoliopsida; Malpighiales; Euphorbiaceae
Product: heavy metal-associated isoprenylated plant protein 16
Exons: 3
Coding region: 129-521 (130 amino acids)
Source: RefSeq, a predicted model, not a curated record
GCCAACCACAUAUCUCCCAAAGAGAAAUCACUUGGCCUCUCCUUCUAUUGUUGUCCUAUCCUCCGCCACCAUCAACACGCUAUCCAUAAAACCCAGAGCUCUCUUUUGGUUUGGUGCAAACAAAGACCAUGUCGAAGCAAAAGAUGUUGAUCAAGGUGUCCACGGAUGGCGACUGCAAGAAACGCUCCAGGGCCCUGAAAAUUUUAGUCAGCGUUUCUGGAGUGCAAUCUGUAGCUUUAGUAGAGAAAGAUAAGAACCAGAUAGAGGUGAUAGGAGAAGGAGUAGAUCCAGUGAAACUGACGUGUUCCCUGAGGAAGAAGUUAGUGAAAUGUCAUCGCUUGACUUGGCUGUUACGAAGAAAGGCCUAUGCAGAGCUCAUAAGCGUAAGCCCUGUAGAAGAGAAGAAAGAUGAGAAGAAAGAUGAUAAGAAAGUUGAAUGUUAUCCUGCUUGGUCCUAUGGCAUGCCAAUCUACGUGCAGGAGCAAUAUGAUUCCCCUUGCAGAACAUGCUCCAUCAUGUAACAAUAUAAUAUUACGUGUUUACUCUGUUUGCAGAGAGAUUGCUUCCAUGGCUCAAACCUACAAUCUCCAAGUCACAAGUGCAAUAGUUUUAUCAUUACACCAAAAUCAUCUUUUUUUUAUAAUAAAACGGAUGACUUUAGUGUAAUGGUAAAAUUAUUCCGCUUAUGAUUUGGAGAUCAUAGAUUUAUUACACCAAAACCAUCCUUAUAUAUGUAUGAAAUGAUAAUUUUAGAGUAAUGGUAAAGUUAUUCUGCUUGUGACUUGGAGAUCA